AUGACUGAGUGGCACGACCCGUCCUGCAGGCGUCUGAACAGCAUCGCCAGUAGCGGCAUCUCUAGCAGCCACAGAUGUAACUUUGUCCAGAUGGACAGUGGAACAUCGCCCCCAAAGCCCAUGGGCCCCGAAAACUAUGCCAUCUACCAGCCUCUGAAGUCCAAGACGCACAUCCGACUAUUCACCAUGGAGCCCAGGGGCUUCGACGACACGAUUCAGUGUCUCCUGUCCGUCAGCAGCACGACUAUCAUGAUCGUCUACGACGCUUUCUCAUAUAUGUGGGCGAGCGAGAACAGCGCUAUGGAGUGGACGAGGAGUAUCACGCUCUACUCACGGACGUUUCUCGCCGACGCCAUGUGUAUGAACCAGGAGGGCAUCGAGGAGAGGAACCACCCGGUGUGGCUGAUGCCGCAGAUCUACUCCCGGACGCAUCGUGUCCUCGUCCACGUCGGAGGACCGGUCCAGGAAGAGGCACUCUUCCGAUCCCUACAAGAUACCUCUGAUCUCGAGGUGCCCCGGCUACCGCUGCAGCCGGCGUUGAAGACACUGAUCGAACGGCGGUGUUUCUCGCGGGCGUGA
Colletotrichum destructivum is the source of this 579-nucleotide messenger RNA. Its product is annotated as Putative heterokaryon incompatibility. The coding region runs from base 1 to 579 and encodes 192 amino acids. NCBI's taxonomy places the organism in Eukaryota, Fungi, Ascomycota, Sordariomycetes, Glomerellales, Glomerellaceae. The record is from RefSeq and is a predicted model, not a curated record. The transcript is spliced from 2 exons.